Molecule: messenger RNA, 7780 nt
Organism: Porites evermanni
Lineage: Eukaryota; Metazoa; Cnidaria; Anthozoa; Scleractinia; Poritidae
Source: the annotation of a GenBank genome assembly
CCAAGCGCUCCUGCAGUCAACGUCUUGGCACGCAGCCUGAGUUCUACUAGCAUUUUGGUACAAUGGGGCGAAGUGCCGGAUACUGAUAAAAACGGAAUUAUACUGAGUUACACUGUAAAUUACAAAGCAACUCCUGAAGGCAAUCCACAACAAAACCAGGUAGUGAAUGCUUCAACGAAGGAAGUAACGCUGACAGGACUCGUCAAAAAUACAGAAUAUAAAAUUGAGGUGUUCGCUAAUACUUCAAAAGGAGGUGGAAUAAAGAGCGAACCUUUCACGGUGCAAACGGAUGAAGACAGUAAGUAUACGAUUGCACAGGUUACUGUCAGGUUACUGCUGCAGCUUCACAGACGCUGUUUGCAGGUUUGCAAUAUUACCCAAAUUUAUACUGUUAUGAAGAGAAAAAAAGUUCAUCUAUUGAUGGCGUUGAACAAUGCAGUCUUUCAACAGAUUCACGGUCGUUUCGCCAACGUCCUGUUCCGUCUUAAGUCAUUUCACUUACGUGUUAGGUCGGUUCUCUUACUUCUUUCGUCUGAUCUGUGGCUAAAAGAACGAGGCAUAUGCUUGUGAAACGUUCGUUUCGUUUCUUAGCGAAACGACCGGUCACUUGCGAUUAACCGAACGAAACCUAUAAAACAAGACCAUGCUUAAAUAGAGGGCAAUAUGAGACAAGACUGGUUGACUGUUGCUAGCCCACAGCUUCAGGUAAAAACGUGGAGCGCUUUAGUACAUACAGUACCGCUCAAAAGUAAGUUACCAGUCGCGUCUAUGGGCCAUCGCUCGCUACGAGAAUCGUGUCCUACGCUACAGGAAUCGCGUAGCGCUCGACGAAAACCGCGUAGCAGGCGACGCGAUUCGCGUCUCGCGAGAGGAUGGUAACUUACUUUUGAGCGGUACUGUAGUUCUUAUUUCUUUAGCCCAAAGUUUUUCUUUAAUGAUGUUGAGUGAUCAGAAUGUCUCCUACCCCUGGGAAACAGCUAGGCUAACAGGAAGAACGAUAAUGCCAUAUCGUAUUUCAGUAGGACUAGAAGUUCUCAUUGAGGGAAGUGCUGCCGUUAGUUGCGAUGCGAAUAAUAGGACAAAGAGAGUAUGUAGAACAGUUGAACAUAUGAAUUUUUGUUAUUAACGCUUUUAACUUAGACUUGUUGGAAUUAUGAACGCUCAGAGCGAAAUAUAAAAAUUAAACCGAUCACAAUGACAAGUAUGCUUACAUUCAGAUAACACGCUAAAGUUUCAAUAUGAUUUUGUAAUUCAUUUAAUAAUUCUAAAACAACAGCAGUGCUGAUAGGCUGUUUCCUCAUCGAACAAUCAUCGUACACAUGACGAGAAGAGUUGCGAGCAAAUAACGUAAAGGCCAAAACUUGUUUAUUCACAGGACAGGUAGAUGUACAGCACAUGCCGUUCUCUUAUGCAACUUACAAUCCGCCUGAUUCCCGAGAUAACAAUCUGUGUGACAAAAGAAUACUCCCUAUAACUAGUAAUAGUUGACACUAAGGCUGCCCCGCUCUGUAUAUAGUAUUCUUGUUCCUUGUGUAGCUCUUUGAAAUAUACCGAUUUAUAAUGAAGAUGUUCACACAUAUUCCAUUCAAUAGUUGAGAUAAAUACAGGAAAUAAACGCAAGGUUCCAUGCACAGUUUCGGUUCGAUUUACACAGCUUUGAUCAAAACAUUAUCAUUCUAAGUUUCAAGAAUAGUUUAUUCUAAAGCAUAAGAAAAGAUUUAAUUAGAAGUUUAAUUUUUUGCUAUUUAUAUUUCACUUUUUACAUUUAGUUCAUUUCAUUUGCCGGAACGUAAGCCUUAGAAAUUAAAAGUACGUUUGAUCAAUUCACGCUCGCGCAUUCUAGUCUUAGUUAAACUUUAUGGCGGAAGGGCAUCUGUGAGCAGGGAAUAAGUCCGAGCACAGAAUUUGGUGGUCGGCGAAUUUCUGUAAUCGUCUAUCGUUCUGCUAGUGAUAAGCUAGCCGUUGAAUCAUUCACUCGUCUUGCUUGUUUUGGGCCGAGUCUUAUUCCGGUCAAAGAGAGAGAAAGAGUGUCUGGCAAGGUUCAGCUGAAGGUUUCCAAUCAAAGAUUUGUGAACUCGUGUCUGGCAAACUCACUUAGUAAUAAAAUAUACACUGUUCUGCGCACCUUAUAACUUCAUCUGCGCUUAACGACUGUCUUUUGGUCCAUAACUUUCAUAACAACUGCUCCACAGAAUGUCACUGAUAACACGUAACGCAAAAGAGUAUCGAAGUAUGCCUGCACAAUUAAUGUCACAAAAUCUACCUACUGAAAGUUGUUCCUUCGGGAUUUUUUGUGUUUGACGUCAUCCUAACCAUUUCGUACUUGCGGGCGCAAACAAUAGAAACGUCAUCAUUAUCAUCCGAUUGCUCGCGGCCCCUGUUCAAGCAAAUCGAGAUUUUUUCGAUACUGACUGUAUGACCGUAUAUUUCAACCGUAAGUACUUCCCUUAUAUACGAGUGCCUCCUCGGGAUUUCGCCUUCUGGGCGAAAUCACUGCGGGGGCAACUAAUGUUGAAACCUAGAAUAAUUAAAAAAAAAAAACGAAAAAAAAAAAUGUUCAGUACAAUAGUUCUUCAACUGUUCUUACCAUUUAGGUCGCAAACAUCUGAUGGACUACGAUUUCUGCCCAAGGGAAAAACAGGCGCGGAAGCUAAGCACUUGCUUUAACAAAACGCUGACUGCACAGCGCUGAAGUCACAGAUUGAUUGAACCAUGAACCAAAAAUCUCAAAUCGCUCAAGAAUAUGGUCUGCUGCCGGCUGAUGCUCGGCAGCAGAAAAAAAAUAUAAAACGGCAAAAUUAGGUAUUCACUGUAUUGUAGAACCAAAAUGAGAUCCAAGGAAUGCGCAAGAAACAUCGUUAGUAGCAACGAAAUAACUUUUCUAACUCUUUGAACAGCACGAUUAUAAGUAAACUUAUUACCUCUUAAUUUGUUUAUCGGAGCCAGAUGGUGCACCACAAAAUGUGGGUGGACAAAACACCAGUUCAACCAGUAUUUCAGUAAGGUGGGAUGAAGUGCAAGCUGAGUUACAGAAUGGUGUCAUUACUGGUUACAAUAUAACGUACCAGUCACUGACAGACAAUGACAGCGGAUUUGUAACAGCUGGUCCUAAUGAUCGUCAGGUGAACCUAACGGGGCUGAAGGAGUUUGUUGAGUACAAUAUUUCAGUGGUUGCUUUCACAAUGAAAGGAGAUGGACCUCCCUUUGUUUUUAUUGUUAGAACAGACCAAGAUAGUAAGUCUUACAACACUUUAUUAUUAUUGUUAUUGAUAUGGCAAUCAGUGUCAGCGUUUGCUUAUUUGUUUGUUUGUUUUUCGGGUUAGUAUAGCGACGCUCAGGCUGAUGUCAUCAUCUCAUCUAUCGAUGGAGAUGGAUCGCCUUCUAUUAUUAUUAUUAGAACUGACGAAGAUAGUAAGUGACGCAUCUUAGUGUAAAUCAAAUAAUGCAUUAACAUUUGAAUUCAGUAGCACGUAGACAAAGUGGCAAUGGUUUUUUGGGCCUGUACAGCUUUCACAUUCAAACUUAAUUUACAAUUUUGGAACCGGUGGUAGAUAGUCAGCUACAGUCGAAAAAAAACAACAACAACAGAUAGAAAAGUUUCGUUAAUAUUCAGAUAUUACUCAGGAGCAGAGACUUAUCAGUAAGUUUACAAUGAUUUUGGAUUCUGAUUCCAGCCAAAAGGGAAAAAAUUUAAGGUGGACAUCCUUUGAAAAUGGCCAACGUUGCUGCGUAAUGAUUUUUUUUUGCAACCAAUUAGAGUGGUCUGGAACACGGUAACUGAUAUGGCCAUCAAUAAUUCCGUUGUCCCUAAUAAUUCCGCUGCCAGUGUGUACGUCAUGGACUUAUAUUUUAUUGGUACAAAGACCAAUACAUAAAACGUAAUUUCAUAGCAACAAAUCAAUGUUUUCUAUCUGGACUGUAACUUAAGCACAGUUAAGAAAAUGAACAAGCAGAAAAACAAAAAUAACUAACAGAGCUCGUUGUAGUAGUUUUAUGUUCACCUUGUACUUGAAACGUAACCGUCGUUCAACGCAGCUGUUUAAACUAGAUCGUAACUUUCGCUUGCAAAUUUGUACUAAACGUAACGUUUAUCCACACGGAGUAACUGAUUAUCUGGCAGAAUUACUUUUGAAAAAUCAUUGGCCUGUACUUUUAUUUUUUCACCGGAACCAUACAUGUAGCAGUGAGCAGAUUCCCAGUGUCCGUAAAGCGAGGUUUAAUUUAAUUUUAUCAUACGUACAUGUAUUUACCAUAGUAUGUCUUUUCACUCAGUUAAGUGCCUGAAUAGCCUGAGAAAACAGCCGACAUUUCGCAACGCCAUCAGUAGUUUCCCCGCGAAAUGACAUCUGAGGAACGAGUGCAGAAAUUCCAUACUGAUGACGCGUCACUACCCAGAUCUGGGUAAUGCUUCUGAUUGGUCGUGCCGCGUAGGAAAUUUAUUUCAACUAAUCAGAAGCACUACCCAGAUCUGGGUAGUGACGCGUCAUCAGUAUAUGUAGCUAGUUUUUCAGGGGCCUAGAAAACAGGAUACUAGACAUUUGCUACAAAACCUUUGUACAUUCUUUUUUCUGGAAUACGAUCAAUCGAACGCACUCUUAUUUCAAAGGUCUAUUUAUGAAUAAAAUAACAGCCCCGUAACCCAUACAAGGAUGCGCCUUUGCGGAGGUAGCAAUUGUAAAAUUCGGCACAUAUUAUGGACCUCUUUCUUGCUUGUUCUUUACUUCAGUACCAAGAUUAACUUUAUACUUGUUUAUCAGAACCGGAUGGAAAACCACAAAACGUCAGUGGACAUAACACCAGUUCAACCAGCAUUUCAGUAUCGUGGGAAGAAGUGCAAGCUAAGUUACAGAAUGGUAUUAUUACUGGUUACAAUAUAACGUACCAGUCACUGACAGAGAAUGACAAUGGAUUUGUAACAGCUCGUCCUAAUGAUCGUCAGGCCAACCUAACAGAACUAAAGGAGUUUGUUGAAUACAAUAUUUCAGUGGUUGCAUUUACAGUGAAAGGAGAUGGGCCUCCCUUUGUUUUUAUUGUUAGAACAGACCAAGAUAGUAAGUCUUACAACACUUUUAUUAUUAUUAUUGCUACUGCAUUCAAUGUCAGCGUUUGUUUGUUUGUUUGUUUGUUUGUUUGUUUUUUUCGGGUUAAUUAGUAUAGCGAAGCUCACGCUGAUGUCAUGAUCUCAUCUACCGAUGUUCAUGUGCUAACCCUAACCUUUUUUGGAAUACGAUCAAUCGAACACACUGUUAUGUGUAUUUCAAGGCUCUAUUUCUGAAUAAAAUAGCAGCGGCAUCGGCCAUUAAAGGAUGCGCUUUUGCAGGGAUACCAAUUGUUCAGCAAAUAAAAUAGAAAAAAAAAUGUAAAAUUGGGCAAUAUUAUAAUGUGCCUCUUGCUUCCUUGUUCUUUACUUCAGUAUCAAGAUUAACUUUAUACUUGAUUAUCAGAACCGGAUGGAAAACCACAAAACGUUAGUGGACGUAACACCAGUUCAACCAGCAUUUCAGUAUCGUGGGAAGAAGUACAAGCUGAGUUACAGAAUGGUAUUAUUACUGGUUACAAUAUAACGUACCAGUCACUGACAGAGAACGACAAUGGAUUUGUGACAGCUGGUCCUAAUGAUCGUCAGGCCAACCUAACAGAACUGAAGGAGUUUGUUGAAUAUAAUAUUUCAGUGGUUGCAUUUACAGUGAAAGGAGAUGGACCUCCCUUUGUUUUUACUGUGAGAACAGACCAAGAUAGUAAGUCUUACAACACUUUUAUUAUUACUAUUAUUGCUAUUGCAUUCAAUGUCAGCGUUUGUUUGUUUGUUUGUUUGUUUUUUUCGGGUUAAUUAGUAUAGCGAAGCUCACGCUGAUGUCAUGAUCUCAUCUAUCGAUGUUCAUGUGCUAACCCUAACCUUUUUUGGAAUAUGAUCAAUCGAACGCACUCUUGUAUGUCAGUAUUAUUUCUGAAUAAAAUACCAGCCGCAUUGGCCAUAAAAGGAUGCGCUUUUGCAGGGAUAGCAAUUGUUCAUGCAGUAAACAUAUCAUGAUAGAAAAAAAAUAUAAAAUCCUGCAAUGUGCCUCUCGCUUGCUUGUUCUUUACUUUAGUACCAAGAUUAACUUUAUACUUGUUUAUCAGAACCGGAUGGAAAACCACAAAACGUCAAUGGACGUAACACCAGUUCAACCAGCAUUUCAGUAUCGUGGGAAGAAGUGCAAGCUGAUCUACAGAAUGGUAUUAUUACUGGUUACAAUAUAACGUAUCAGUCACUGACAGAGAAUGACAAUGGAUUUGUAANAGGCCAACCUAACAGAACUGAAGGAGUUUGUUGAAUAUAAUAUUUCAGUGGUUGCAUUUACAGUGAAAGGAGAUGGACCUCCCUUUGUUUUUACUGUGAGAACAGACCAAGAUAGUAAGUCUUACAACACUUUUAUUAUUACUAUUAUUGCUAUUGCAUUCAAUGUCAGCGUUUGUUUGUUUGUUUGUUUGUUUUUUUCGGGUUAAUUAGUAUAGCGAAGCUCACGCUGAUGUCAUGAUCUCAUCUAUCGAUGUUCAUGUGCUAACCCUAACCUUUUUUGGAAUAUGAUCAAUCGAACGCACUCUUGUAUGUCAGUAUUAUUUCUGAAUAAAAUACCAGCCGCAUUGGCCAUAAAAGGAUGCGCUUUUGCAGGGAUAGCAAUUGUUCAUGCAGUAAACAUAUCAUGAUAGAAAAAAAAUAUAAAAUCCUGCAAUGUGCCUCUCGCUUGCUUGUUCUUUACUUUAGUACCAAGAUUAACUUUAUACUUGUUUAUCAGAACCGGAUGGAAAACCACAAAACGUCAAUGGACGUAACACCAGUUCAACCAGCAUUUCAGUAUCGUGGGAAGAAGUGCAAGCUGAUCUACAGAAUGGUAUUAUUACUGGUUACAAUAUAACGUAUCAGUCACUGACAGAGAAUGACAAUGGAUUUGUAAAAGCUGGUCCGAAUGAUCGUCAGGCCAACCUAACAGGACUGAAGGAGUUUGUUGAGUACAAUAUUUCAGUGGUUGCAUUUACAGUGAACGGGGAUGGACCUCCCUUUGUUUUUAUUGUGAGAACAGACCAAGAUAGUAAGUCUUACAGCACUUUUUUUUUUCUAUUCUUAUUACUAUUGAAAUUAGUCUCAGCGUCUGUUUACUUGUUUGUUUUUUUUUCGAGUUAGUAUAGCAACGCGUAGGCUGAUGUCAUGAUCUCAUCUAUCGAUGUUUAUCUGCUAACCAUAACCUUUUUUGGAAUACGAUCAAUCGAACGCACUCUUACAUGUCAGUAUUUCAAGGCUCUAUUUCUGAAUAAAAUAGCAGCCACAUCGGCCAUUAAAGGAUGCGCUUUUGAAGGGUAGCAAUUGUUCAGUAAGCAAAAUAGAAAAAAAUAUAAAAUCCUGCAAAUAUUAUAAUGUACAGACUUUGGCAUGGACCAUACUUGAUACAACCAAGAUUAACUGUAUACUCUUUCAUCAGAACCGGAUGGAAAACCACAAAACGUCAGUGGACGUAACACCAGUUCAACCAGCAUUUCAGUAUCGUGGGAACAAGUGCAAGCUGAGCUGCGGAAUGGUAUUAUUACUGCUUACAUUAUAACGUACCAGUCACAGACAGAGAAUAACAAUGGAUAUGUAGAAGCUGUUCCUAAUGUUCGUCAGGCCAACCUAACAGGACUGAAGGAGUUUGUUAAAUACACUAUUUCAGUGUUUGCAUCUACAGUGAAAGGAAUUGGGCCGCCUUCUGUUCUUGAUGUUAGAACAGACCAGGAUAGUAAGUCUUACAACACCUUUUUGUCUUAA